AAUGGAUAGCAAGGAGGAACAUAUUAUUAUUUAGAAAUAUUAAUGAUUACUGAUAGAAAAAUGGUGAAAAGAUAGUGUAAUCGUGAGUGCAUAGUUCAAUGUAUGAUAAUAUCAUAAAAUAAUUUAGUUUUAAUAAGAAAUAAAGGCAAAAAAAUAAAAUAUAAAAUUGUCGCGAUUAGGGGGAAGAGAAAAAAGUAAGAAAUGAAUAGAAAAACACUAAAAAGCUCUUAAAAAUUAAUUAAAAUUAUUUAAUAAGUGUGCUUAUCGACAUAAAUUGAAGCAAGUCUUCAGUUCUGACGGGCUCAGCAAAUUUAUUUCAAUUGUAUUGUAUUACAAGUUGAAGUCAUUUAAUUUUUGAGGUCUUUGACCUUACACUAUCCAUACAUCCAAGCGCAAACUAGAAAAAAAAAAUCACCAAAAACAAGAGCAUUAUACAAAGCGCAGACAAACAUAGGAAAAAAGAAGAAAGAGAAAAAUUACAGCAUUGUGUAAAUAAACUUGAAAAGAGAAAAAAAUGGCAUUUCACAAUCCGGAAAUAUUUAAAGAUUUGAAAUUACAUUCACCGUCAGAUGCGGAACCAUUUGUUUAUAAAUGGCCUCUCUCGGUUGGCAUUGGUCCUGAUAAGCACGAUAGUGGACUUGAAAUUAUUGAAUCUGUAAAAUUAGUAUGUGAGGAUAUACCUGAAAUUAAAUCGGCUCUGGAUGAUAUUCCUUUAAAUGAAAUAGAUACAAAUGAUUAUGAUGCAAUGAAAACCUUCUGUGACCGAUUUAAUAGAGCUAUUGAUAGUAUUAAGUCACUUGAAAAGGGAACUUCACUGCCUGUUAAGAGAUAUACACUGCCAUCGAGAAAUAUGCUUCGGCAUAUAGUUCAACAAGUGUACAAUUAUGCGGUGUCUGAGCCAGAGAAAUUAAAUCAAUAUGAGCCGUUUUCACCUGAAGUUUAUGGUGAAACAAGUUUCGAUUUCAUUAGUCAAAUGGUUGACGAGAUUAAUAUAACGGAGGAUGAUGUUUUUAUUGACCUUGGAAGUGGUGUUGGUCAAGUUGUUUUGCAAGUAGCAGCUUCAACGCGCGCAAAAUAUUGCGUUGGCAUUGAAAAGGCCGAUGUACCAUCUAGAUAUGCAGAGAAUAUGGAUUCACAUUUUCGCACUUGGAUGAGAUGGUUUGGGAAAAAGUAUGGUGAAUAUCAAAUCCUCAAAGGAGACUUCUUGGCAGACGAACAUCGUGAGAAAAUCAUGUCUUCAUCAGUUGUGUUUGUAAAUAACUUUGCAUUCGGUCCAAAUGUUGAUCAUCAACUUAAAGAGCGAUUCGCUGAAUUAAAGGAUGGUGCUAAAAUUGUUUCCUCAAAAAGUUUCUGUCCACUCAAUUUUCGAAUUACAGACCGAAAUCUUAGUGACAUCGGAACAAUCAUGCAUGUGAAAGAAAUGACACCACUGAAAGGUUCUGUGUCAUGGACUGGUAAACCUGUAUCAUAUUAUCUUCACACAAUCGAUCGCACAAAACUUGAGAAUUACUUCCAAGGUCUUAAAACAAAAGGAAAUGGAAAUGGAGAUGGCAAUGGCAAGACUCGCAGAAGUCGUGACUACAACAAGCAAACGAGCAAUUCUACAUCCGAAAGUGAAGAUGAAUUUAUGGCUGGUGCAACAACAAGACGAACGUGGACAGAUAUUUGUAAAGUUGUAAGUAGCCAUUCGGAGGAUGAAACAAAUGAUAAGAAAAAGAAGUUGAAUAAGGGAAAGAAAACUGUAGCAGCCAAAAAAGCUGUUGCUAAAGGACGUAUUCGAAAGCCAAAAUUGAAGAGACCAAUAAAGAUUUCUGGACUAGAUUUGUUACAUUCUCAGACUUUAUUUAGUACCUCAGAUCAAGCUAUUGGUAUUCGUUUGCCAGCUGCAGCUGGUUGUAUAGAUGAACAACUUACAAACUAUGCUGGAACAAUGACUCAUGAAGAAUUAGAUGUACCUGAUCCUUCAACAGAACCUCCAUAUGGUUUGAAAAUUUUACUUGAUGUAUAUAAAGCUCAGUUUAUGAGUUUCUUAGACAAUAUGAGAUCAGCAUCGUUUAAAGAAAACCUCCAUCGUCAAAUUGAAAAUGAACGAGAAAAGAACAAGAGACUUCUCAAUAGAACAGGACAGCUAGAGAAGCAAAUAAAAGUUUUGGUUGAAGAUAGUGUUGUUUUACUAAAAGCUCGAAUGCAGGAGCUUGGAAUUAAUACUAGUAGUCAAAAUGAUUUGCUGUGUAAGGCUAAAGAAAUUGUUGGAAAACACAAAGAACUCCAAAUAAUGGCUAAUAAAAUUCAAACACAAGUGAAUACACUAGAAGAAGAGCAUAAUAGCAUAUUAGCAAUUCAUGUCAAGAAGCUCGCUGAAAAACAUUCUAAACAAUCAAUGGAUUUUGAAUUGGCAUCAAAGGAUUCACAUGAUUUGGUCUUAAAAGAAAUCGAAAAUACGUUCAAUCAACGAAAGAAUUUAAGAAAUAAAAUUUCCUCACUUGAAGCUGAAUUGGCAAUGAUUGAAAAAGCAAAUGAGGAUCGAAAGCAAUCAGCUGUAAAUAUUACACCAGUCGAAGCUCAGAUUAAGAAUAAUCAAGCAAACGUUACUAUUUCUGUGAAUGUUCCUAAACCAAAUAUUGGAUCAGUUCCGUCAAAAGCAUCGAGAAAAAGUCGUGAACAUCGUGCUAAAGCUCAUGAGUGGCCCGAAAUUCCAGAGAUCUCAAAGAUAGAAGAGAAAAAUCCUGAAAUACUGGCUCAAAAAAUACUCGAAACAGGUCGCCAAAUCGAGGCUGGAAAGUUCCUUACAACAAAUGAAAAACCAAGAAAAGCUGAAAAUGUACAAAAUUAUACCAAAAAAGGGCAACUUUCUCAGCAACAGCAGCAGCAUCAACAAGCACAGCAGUUACAAUCCAUUUUGCCAAUUAAGAACGAAAUGAUGCAAAUUAGUAAUGCUCAAAAAGGUUCUAAUAAAUCUGUAAAUAUUUCUAUAGCUGGACAGCAGCAAAUGCAUUCACUUCCAAAAGCUGGUGGAUCCUCAAAGAAAGUUGCUGAAUCACAUAAAGUGGUUAAUUUUGAAGAUCGCUUAAAAAGCAUUAUAACUUCUGCCUUGCAAGGCCAAGAUCAAAUUCAAGGUGCACAAAUUCAACAGCAGCAGCAGCAGCAACAACAACCUCAGUUGCAACAAAAACCACCAAUUCAUCAGCAUCAACAAGCUUCAUCAACUAAUAUUAGUCCAAAGAAAAUGUCACAUCAAUCGACACCUUAUCCAUAUAGCGUUCAUCCUCAACAACAGCAAUCAAAUCAGAUGCUUACAAUCAAUACAAUGAGUAAUUCGGGAAAUCCUUCACCACAGAAUCAUUUACAAGCAACUAUUUCCCCAACUCAUUCAUCUCCAAUGAAAUCGCAAAGGCAAGUAGUGCCUCUUCCACAAAUGGCUCCACAUUUACCACAAGAUCACGUUCGUGAACAUGUAAUGGCACAGCAUCAACAAGAAUCUACAUACGCACAAUUAAAAAGAAAUGAACAUAUGCCAAAUUUCGCAAAAGUCAUGAAUAUUAUUCAUCAUGACUCGCCGAAAAUGUACCAACGUCAUCCUCCUUCAAUGCCACCAACUAUGAUUCAGCAGCAGCAUCCACAAAACCAAUUUAUGCAAAGAGAACGUGAAGGCCCUAUGUUAUAUCAACAACGACCAAUGGCUGAAGACAAGAGAGAAUUCAAAACACCAGACAAUGUUAGAAGCCAAGAGAUGGGACGAAGCUCAGUUGGAUCAAUCGAAAACGAAUACAUAAACAGUGGUAGUAAUAGUAGUAGUAAUAAAUCGCAAACACAACGAUCUAGUUCUUCUUUAUCACAACCAGAUUAUACACAAGUAUCACCAGCGAAAUUGGCCCUCCGACGUCACUUAUCACAAGAAAAACUUGCUCAACAUCAAGGACCAUCCUCAGGACAACUUACUACAAAGACUAUCGGAGACUUCAUAAACAGUGAAAUCGAGAAAACUUUAGAAAUUACACCUCAGUCAAUUAUCAACGCAGUUAUUCAUCAUAACAUGCCAAGUAACUCAAGAAUGCAUCCAGAUUCAAUAAUGGAUUGUAGCAUAAAUCAAGAGAGGGAAAUGGAACAUCAUCAUCCAUAUGCUACUCUUAAACCAACUUCAAAUAAGCCGCAACAGCAGCAGCAGCAACCAGGACCGUACAUGCAUUAUAUUGAUCAUCAUCGUCAAGCCAAUGUUAAAAUGUUACCGAUGUCGUCAAAGUAUGUUGCUUCGACGUCAUCACAAAAUGUUAGAAAAAGUGCAAUAUCCACACCUCCUUUACGAAUGCAUGAAGAUCAAAUGAAUUAUAUGGGUGGAUCAAAAUCACCUGAUCGACAUCCGGAAAGUAGUUAUAAGAUUGAUACAAAGAUGUUUACAUCAAAUAUCGGUAUGUCAAUGAGAAAGGAUGAAAUGAAGGAAAAAAUGCCAAAUGUUGAACAUGAGCCACCUUUAGAAGGUUUGGCAGCGUCUUUAAGACAACAUGUUAUUGCUUCCAUGAAAAUUAAGGAAGAAUCUGAAACUGAGCCAAAAUUUCCGACUUAUCAGAUGCCUUAUCCUCACAUCAUCAAGAAGGAAUCAUCUAAUCGAAUAAAAAGAGCAUCUCCUGUAGUCCUUCAACGACAAGCAGGUCCCAUGUACAAUGAAAUGAAUGAAGAAAUGAUGUUCCCCGUUGGUCCUUCAUCAACAGGAAGCAAUGAACGAAAUUUAACACCACUAAGUCGCCAUCACCGAGUAGAUGAAGAUGAUAUGGGUGACGAUGAUGAUAUUCAAUGGCAAGAGGAAUUUAAAGUUCGUGUAUCAUCAGGUUUUGAUCGACUUGUUGCAUUUGCUGCGACAGAAUUAAAUCGUCGAUCGGUAGAAGAAGGCAAUGUUAGUCCGAAACGCGAAAUGUCCUAUGUUGACUAUAGAUCUUCGCAUAUGAAGAAAGAGGACGUACGUAAAAUGAAAACAGAUCGUGAUUAUCCGGCAGAUUUGAGUAAUGAGCGUCGCAUGCGAAUGAUGAUUGAAGAAAAUCGUAAGAGUAGUAAGCAUCAUUUGGAUGAUUAGCAUAGAAGAUAUUUUUAAAAACUGCCAUUAGAAUGAUUAAUGAACAUUUUUCAUUAAAUCACCACAAAUUAAUAAUUUAGAAAUCUUUAAAAAAAAUCUUAAAAAGCAAUUUUACCAUAAAAUGUAAGGAACAUACACAAUAUUAAAUUUAUAGUACGAAUAGUCUCGCCAUAAUACAUAGAAUAUGUACUUUUAUUUGGAAUAAUCUUUUGUUUUUAGAAAAAAAGGA
Molecule: messenger RNA, 5294 nt
Organism: Chironomus riparius
Lineage: Eukaryota; Metazoa; Arthropoda; Insecta; Diptera; Chironomidae
Source: the annotation of a GenBank genome assembly